This is a messenger RNA of Apis mellifera (honey bee), 1848 nucleotides long. RefSeq names its product cytochrome P450 6A1. The transcript has 6 exons. Gene Ontology annotation, molecular function: monooxygenase activity; oxidoreductase activity, acting on paired donors, with incorporation or reduction of molecular oxygen; iron ion binding. Bases 176 to 1678 code for a protein of 500 amino acids. NCBI's taxonomy places the organism in Eukaryota, Metazoa, Arthropoda, Insecta, Hymenoptera, Apidae. The record is from RefSeq and is a predicted model, not a curated record.
AAUGAAGAAUCACUGCAUUACACAGAAGAACAUCUUUUAAGAAUUGUAAUACAUCAAUGAAGUAUAAGUUGUAUUAACGAAGCGUGAAUUUGUGAUUUAUAUAUCAAAAAAUUGUACGAGAAUAGAUAUAAAGACUUUUUGAUUGAAGAAAGAAAAAGAAAGACGCGAGAAGAUAAUGGCCUACGUUGAAAUCUUAUGCGUUGGAAUCAUCGUGUCGAUGUUGGCUUUCUAUUACUAUUUCACAUCGGCUUUCAAUUUUUGGAAAAUUCGUGGAAUCCCCGGACCAAAGCCAAAAUUCUUAUUCGGAAACAUCAGGGACAUCAUAUUGUCAAGAAUUUCGACACCCACGUUUAUUAAAAACGUCUACGAUACGUACACGAACGAGCCUAUGGUCGGAUUGUACAUGGGACGGAAUCCGAUUCUCCUUCUAAAAGACCCGGAACUAAUCAAGGAUGUAUUGAUCAGGGAUUUUUCGAAAUUCGCAGAUCGAGGAUUCAAUGUUCAUGAAAAGGUAGAACCGUUGUCGCAGCAUCUUUUCAACCUGGAGCCAAAAAGAUGGCGGCCGUUGAGAUCAAAGCUGUCCCCGAUGUUCACGUCGAAAAAAUUGAAAGAAAUGUUCGGUCUGAUCCUCGAGUGUGGCCACCAUUUUGAAAAAUAUGUGGAUGGGCUCGCGGCGCGGCGGCAGCCCGUCGAUUUCUGCGAGGUGGCGGCAAAAUACACGACUGACGUGAUCGGUUCGUGCGCAUUCGGGAUCAACAUGAACGCUAUGUCGAGCGAGGGGAGCGAAUUUCGAGAGGCCGGUAGAAAAAUCUUCGAGCCCACUUGGAACUCUAUAAUACGAUUGAAAUUUAAAAUAACCAUGCCAACGCUCUACGAUUUAUUGGGCCCUCUCGUACCCGAGAGGGAAGUUACUCCGUUCUUCAUCAAGGUAGUCACGGACGCCAUGAAGUACAGAAAAGAGAGAAACGUGUUCAGGUCCGACUUCAUCGACACGUUGAUGAAACUUCGCGAUGAUCCAGAAAGUUUGAGCGAUAUCGAAUUGACCGAUGCUUUCCUGACCGCGCAAGCGUACGUUUUCUUCGCCGCUGGUUUUGAAACCGGAGCGUCGACCAUCAGCAAUACGCUUUACGAAUUGGCGCAAAAUCAGGGGAUGCAAGACAGGCUGAGGGAAGAGAUUCGGGAACAUUGCGAUAAAUACGGGGGAGAGUUGAUGUACGAGAAUAUUAAAGAGAUGGAAUACUUGGACAAAGUGUUUAAAGAAACAUUGAGGAAAUAUCCACCAGGAACUUUGAUACCAAGAAGAUCAGUUUCCGAAUACACUUUCAAAAAUACGAAUGUUACUAUACCGAAAGGCACAAUGAUAUGGAUUCCUGCAUUCCCUAUUCAUCGCGAUCCCAACAUUUAUCCGAAUCCUGACGAUUUCAAUCCCGAGAAUUUCACCGAAGACGCUAUUAACAAUCGUCAUCCCAUGAAUUAUUUAGCCUUUAGCAAUGGACCAAGAAAUUGCAUCGGUGCACGCUUCGCUAACUAUCAAGUCAAGAUAGGUUUAAUUAUGAUUCUUCGUAAUUACAAGGUGGAAGUUUGCGAGAAAACUGUGAUUCCCUAUCAAUUCGAUCCAAAUUUAUUUCUAUUGGGUCCCAAAGGAGGGAUAUAUUUAAGAGUAACGAAAGUAGAGUAGUAGUAGUUAAAGUUGUAUUAUAUUUUUAUAUAAGCAACAAAUUUUAAUUUUUCGAUUGUUUUGACCAAAGAGUUUUCCUAAGAGAUUUCCAAAAGAGAUUUACGCAUGUUAACUUUUAAGACUUAAGAGAUAAAUGAGCUGUGCAAUAUAAUAUUAUUUAAAUUAUUGUG